Messenger RNA from Siniperca chuatsi (mandarin fish), 3745 nucleotides. It is a transcript of the gene xab2, whose product is annotated as XPA binding protein 2. Bases 126 to 2672 code for a protein of 848 amino acids. The transcript is spliced from 19 exons. Gene Ontology annotation, cellular component: Prp19 complex; post-mRNA release spliceosomal complex; U2-type catalytic step 2 spliceosome. Gene Ontology annotation, molecular function: protein binding. NCBI's taxonomy places the organism in Eukaryota, Metazoa, Chordata, Actinopteri, Centrarchiformes, Sinipercidae. The record is from RefSeq and is a predicted model, not a curated record. Gene Ontology annotation, biological process: mRNA splicing, via spliceosome; generation of catalytic spliceosome for first transesterification step.
GUACUCUGUGACGAAGCCGGAAGGAAGUAUCACUGAAGACUACAUGCUUUAAAAAGUCUGCAGGCUAGUGUUAGCUACAGUUAGCAUUAUUUUUUAUUUCGAACGGCCUUUCUCUCCUGGAAGAAAUGCCUUCGUUAAACGGACAAACUGAUGUUAUGUUUGAUGACGAUGAUCUGCCUUAUGAAGAGGAGAUUAUCCGGAACCCAUACUCAGUCAAGUGCUGGAUGCGUUACAUCGAAUUCAAACAGAAUGGGCCGAAAUCCACCCUCAACAUGAUAUAUGAGCGGGCUCUGAAAGAGCUGCCGGGCAGCUAUAAGCUGUGGUACAAUUAUCUUAGAGAGAGACGGAAACAAGUCAAAGGGAAAUGUAUCACUGAACCAGGCUAUGAAGAAGUCAAUAAUUGCCAUGAAAGGGCACUGGUGUUCAUGCAUAAGAUGCCUAGAAUAUGGCUUGAUUACUGCCAGUUCCUUGUGUCUCAAUGCAAGAUCACAAGAAGUCGGCAAACAUUUGACCGGGCACUUAGAGCUCUUCCUGUUACUCAGCACCCACGCAUCUGGCCUCUAUAUCUCCGCUUUGUCCGUAACCUGCCCCUGCCAGAGACAGCCAUCCGGGUGUACCGCAGGUACCUUAAGCUUUCUCCAGAGAAUGCAGAGGAAUACAUAGACUACUUACGGUCUGUUGGCCGCUUGGAUGAAGCAGCUGUGCGACUAGCAGCUGUUGUCAACGACGAAAGCUUUGUGUCUAAAGAGGGCAAGUCUAACUAUCAACUGUGGCAUGAGCUAUGCGACCUGAUCUCCCAGAACCCUGAUAAGGUCACCUCUCUGAAUGUAGGAGCCAUCAUCCGAGGAGGCCUCACUCGCUUCACUGACCAACUUGGAAAACUCUGGUGCUCUUUAGCUGACUAUUAUAUCAGGAGUGGUCACUUUGAGAAGGCCCGUGAUGUGUAUGAGGAGGCCAUCCUUACGGUGGUAACAGUAAGGGAUUUCACACAAGUGUUUGAUAGUUAUGCCCAGUUUGAAGAGAGCAUGAUUGCAGCGAAGAUGGAGACCACUGCUGAGAUGGGGCAGGAUGAAGAUGAUGACAUAGACAUGGAGCUUAGACUGGCCCGCUUUGAGCAGCUGAUAGCCCGGCGGCCCCUCUUGUUGAACAGUGUACUACUACGGCAGAACCCUCAUAAUGUCCAUGAGUGGCACAAACGGGUAAAACUGUAUGAGGGCAAUCCACGGCAGAUCAUCAACACAUACACUGAGGCUGUUCAGACUGUGGAUCCAAUGAAGGCCACAGGGAAGCCUCACUCUCUCUGGGUUUCCUUUGCUAAGUUCUAUGAGGAAAAUGAGCAGCUGGAUGAUGCCAGGACGAUUUUUGAGAAAGCCACCAAGGUGAACUACAAGCAGGUGGAUGACCUUGCUGCAGUGUGGUGUGAAUAUGGAGAGAUGGAGCUACGCCAUGAGAACUAUGAACAGGCACUGCGCAUACUGAGGAAAGCUACAGCCAUCCCAUCCAAGAAAGCUGAGUACUUUGAUGCAUCUGAGCCAGUCCAAAACAGAGUCUACAAGUCCUUGAAGGUCUGGUCUAUGCUGGCAGACUUAGAGGAGAGUCUUGGCACUUUCCAGUCUACAAAAGCAGUGUAUGACCGCAUUAUUGACCUCCGCAUCGCCACGCCACAGAUCAUCAUCAAUUAUGCCAUGUUCCUUGAAGAGCACAACUACUUUGAGGAAAGCUUCAAAGCAUAUGAGCGUGGUAUCGCUCUCUUCAGGUGGCCAAAUGUUUAUGACAUCUGGAACACUUACCUCACCAAGUUCAUUGAUCGUUAUGGGGGCAAGAAGCUGGAGAGAGCUAGAGAUUUAUUUGAACAAGCCCUGGAUGGCUGCCCUGCCAAGUUUGCCAAGACCAUUUACCUCUUGUAUGCCAAAUUGGAGGAGGGAUAUGGAUUGGCACGACACGCCAUGGCUGUCUAUGAAAGAGCAACGCAGGCAGUAGACACUGAGGAGAGACAUCACAUGUUUAAUAUCUACAUCAAGAGAGCAGCUGAAAUUUAUGGAGUCACAUAUACCAGAGCAAUUUACCAGAAAGCUAUUGAGGUCCUUCCUGAUGAGCAUGCAAGGGACAUGUGUCUGCGAUUUGCUGACAUGGAGAGUAAACUGGGUGAGAUUGAUCGGGCCAGAGCAAUCUACUCCUACUGCUCCCAGAUCUGUGACCCCAGGGUGACUGCUAAUUUCUGGCAGACCUGGAAAGAAUUUGAGAUCCGCCAUGGAAAUGAGGACACUAUUAGAGAAAUGCUGAGGAUCAAACGCAGUGUCCAGGCCACAUACAACACCCAGGUCAACUUUAUGUCCUCUCAGAUGCUUAAGGCCACAACAAGCUCCACAGUGUCAGAUCUUGCUCCUGGCCAAAUGGUAAUUGAUGACAUGAAGAUGCUGGAGCAGAAAGCACAGCAGCUUGCUGCAGAGGCCGAGCAAGACAAACCCAAGCCCAAAGAGAAGAUUCUCUUUGUCAGGAGUGACACCUCUCGCAGUGAGUUGGCUGAGCUUUCCAAACAAGCCAAUCCUGAUGAGAUCGAUAUUGAUGAUGAUGACGAGGAUGAAGAUGAUGAAAACCAGGGACCAGAUGAGGUGCAACUUGAACAGAAGAGUGUCCCCACAGCUGUCUUUGGUGGACUUAAAGAUGACUGAAAGAGCCCUCCCUCACUGAAUAUUGCAAAAUGCAGUCUUCUGAUUUUUCUUGUAGAGAGAAAGCCUCCAUUUUUAAAUUUGUGUAAAUGCUCAGUUGUAUCCACUUUAUUUUAAUAGAAUAAGACAUGAGUGAAAAACAAAAUGGCAGCAUUUGUGCCUUCUAUGUGUUUUCCUGGUGGAUGUUUGUAGUACAGUAUACAAAGAUAUGAGCUAUAUUAGUAUUGGCCAUAUGGUGUCAGUCGUUCUCAAGUAUGAAGCUCAAGAUAAUUGUACAAUUGAGCAAUUUUCUGUUAUGAAAUACUAAUAUGUGGUUACAUGAUAACUGUAACUGAAGUCUGAUGUAGUUUGACUUUGUUUCUGAACAACAUUUUGUAAAACAGUUAAUAGUGAAAACACUUUUGUACACCUACUAAAUGCAGAGAUCUUUCUCUGACAGGACGCUCUGCCCUAGAAAACACGGGGGAGGAGCAUAGUUUCUUAAACGGGGCAUUUAUUUGAAAGUGGAGCUGAGCAUUCAAGUCUCACAUUGUUGGCUUCAGGAUGACUAGUAGAUGGGUGUCUUGCAACCCAAUGUUUCUGAUCAGAUUACAUACUUGUAUACAUGUCUCCGUUCAAAUAUUAAAAUCGUGUUGUAGUUGUACAUGUAGUAUUGUAAGUACACUCAAGGAACAGUUUGUAUGACUGAUUGGGGCUGUAAAAAUUUUGAAAACAACUUGUAAUUCAAUAGCCCUGCAGGAAAUGCUAAUUUGGAAGAGUUCCCAAUGCCCAUUUUUUGUUAUAGUUGCAGGUGUUCACUUGGCUUACUCAUCAUAUUUGAGGCUAUAGGAAGUAAUGCUGUAGAUUUGUAUUUCAGUCAGCGUUGUCAAGAGGCUACUUGUGACCCAAUGCAGUCUGACAGUUUUGGUAUACAAAAUGAUUUUUGGAUGUUUUGCUAUUGUCACACUGCAUAGGUUUUCAGUGUUUGUGAGUUAUGCACCAGCAAUUCUGGCUGUGACAAGCUGGUCUCUUAUCUCAGAAACAUUUGUUACAUUGUCUUGAAAACGCAGUUGUAAUAAAAAUGGAUUUAUACCUGU